Molecule: messenger RNA, 588 nt
Organism: Cyphellophora europaea CBS 101466
Lineage: Eukaryota; Fungi; Ascomycota; Eurotiomycetes; Chaetothyriales; Cyphellophoraceae
Exons: 1
Coding region: 1-588 (195 amino acids)
Source: RefSeq, a predicted model, not a curated record
AUGUCCAGAGAACAUGACCUACCACCCAUACCGGACCUGUCCCCGUCGAGUUCGAUUGCCACGUCUGCUCUGAGUCCAGUACCAGGGACGCCUGCUCUAAUCUAUACACCUCCAAGCGAAGAUCGAAUUCGAAGAGAGCUCGAAAUGCUGACUCUUCAGGACGGGGCAGACCCUUUGCUGACCCAUAGAUAUGGCGGAAGGAUCGAUUCAAACUUUGUAAUGCAAUUGGAGAGACAGACCGAUGCAGACAUUGACCCAACCUCGCCUUAUUAUCGACCAUAUCGACUGCGGCCCGAGCGGACGCAAUCGGACGUGGAAGACCGAAGUCAGCUGCGACGUCGAAAGAGCUUCGUCGAAUACUUUGGCCGGAGAUCGCCUGUUGACAAACUUCUCGAUCUAUAUCUCGAUGAUGAUAGGACUCCUGAAGGGCCGAAAGUCCCUGAUAUCAUCAACGACAGCCCCGAGAAGCAGCAGCCUAAGCGGAAACAGAUUGCCAGAAGAAUGACAAUGACCUUCCGAUCCUCACCCAAAGGUAGAACUCCGGAGGUUCCUCCACUUCCACCGCAGCUGCCAGCUGGCAUGACCUGA